Coccidioides posadasii C735 delta SOWgp is the source of this 1960-nucleotide messenger RNA. RefSeq lists its product as uncharacterized. Lineage: Eukaryota; Fungi; Ascomycota; Eurotiomycetes; Onygenales; Onygenaceae. The record is from RefSeq and is a predicted model, not a curated record. Gene Ontology annotation, biological process: intracellular protein transport. Gene Ontology annotation, cellular component: nucleus; vesicle membrane; cytoplasm. Gene Ontology annotation, molecular function: protein binding.
UUGACAACAACGGCAUCUUCGGUUUGUAUUUAAUGUAUUUAUUCUUGUCUUUGAGUCUGUGAUAUCCCGGCAUUUCUAUUUAAUCGGCAUUCCACCUCUUCUCGCCGUUUCGUUCCCCCCAAAUCCAACCCUUUGCCCCGCCACUCCAUCCGCGCCGCAUAGUGAUAUCCCGCUAAAGGAUAUCUGGAAGGAGUUUGGAAGCCGGCUUCAGCUGCGGGAUCACCAACAUGGCAUCGCACGUGGUGGUGAUUGACUCUACAGCUCGAAGAGCCAUCGUCAAGGUCACGCCGGCCAAGCAUCUCAGCGAUGUCUUAGGAGAAGCGUGCGCAAAGCUAGGUCUCGAUGCUACGCAAUAUGGCUUGAAGCAUCAGAAGAAACAGGUGGAUCUCUCACUCUCCAUCAGAUUAUCUGGCCUCAGCUCCGGGGCCAAGCUCGAACUUGUACAGCUCUCUCGUUCACCUUCAGUCGUCUCCAUCGCACUCCAACUUCCCGAGUCAGAGGCGAAAGGCGUGCCCGGUGGUCGGCUGACGGAUAAGUUCCCAAGCAGCACCACUCUCUGGCUCGUACUGCGCAAGUUUGAAUCUGGGGUGGCAGGAAAUGGAACGACGAGAAACCUAACCGCGCGGGGAGCUCCAAACACGACAUCGGGCACAUCCGGGUCGGGAAGGCUGUUCUAUGAAACUCCCGUGAUCCAACUUGUAGGAAGAGAGCUUUCUUCUUUUACAGACCUUCAGAGGACCCUGGCUCAGCUGGGAUUGAACAGCGGAAGUGCUCUCCUCAGGCUGAGUUUUCGCACCACGGACCGACCCCUGGAAGAGGCUAUGAGCGAGAUCGAUGCAUAUUUCAAGUCUGUUGAUGCCGAGGAGACGCCGCUAGACAAGUCUCCACCAGUUUCCGAGACUCGCAUCUCUUCUGGAACGGGAGAGAGCGCACGUGAGACAACGUCGCAAGCUACUCCGUCCAACACCGAUCUUGUGGCUGCGGGAAGCGCAGCAAUUGUGCCUGAGUCAUCACAAUCCGUCUCAGAAGAACCGCAGCACCCUCUUGUAUCAUCUCGACCGGUUACAAUUUUCGCUCCCCCAUCAAGUACAACCCCUCAAUCGGCUCAAACACCAUAUAACGAAGAAGAUUAUAUACCUACGGUUGACCAUGCGAAGGCGCAUCAGCAUCGACUGAACCUGGCUGGUCGUAACAAACGACUAGCAGGAGACGCCGAACUCGCCGCACAAGAGUCUGCGGUCAAGGAGAAGCUAGCCAAAGUCACAGAAGUCGACGUUAAAGUUCGAUUUCCAGAUCAAAGUCAGGUGGUGUCUAAAUUCAACCGAGAGGAUACGGCUGGAUCACUGCAUGCAUUUGUUCGAAGCUGUCUUGACGCUCCUCUUGCGAAAGAGGAAUUUUCUCUCUCCUUCUUCCCCAACGUCUCGCACGAUCCCGUUGCACACAAGGGACAGGUAAUCAUUCCCGACACACCCGAUAAAUUCCUCAUUGCAGAUCUCAGAAUGAAUGGCCGCGUCCUGGUCAACUUUUUGUGGAAAGAUCACGCUGCCCUCGCCGCGCGCAGCGCAGGAGUUCCCCUACUUCUCCCCGAGCUCAGGGAAAAGGCGAGCCAGAUCAAAGUUAAAGACGUCGCCGCCGUCCCGGCGGAGGGCCGCGAAGAAGACAAGAGAUCAUGGCUGAGGAAGCUCGGGGACGGGGGUGAUAAGGGUGGUAAGAAAGGUGGCGGAGGUGGUGUCCCGAAAUGGUUGAAGUUACCUGGGAAGAAAUGAAUAAAACAAUAUAAUAAUCCCUUACAGACGGGGAUAAGACUUUUUUUUUGGCUUAUUAUUUCUGUUGCCGCGAUGAAUUGGUUCUGAUGACUUGGGAGUUUCACGACGGGGUAUGGUUUUGUUAUGAAUGCAUGAUUUGUACACUUACAGAAAUGAACAAAAUAGCCUACAUUAGAUUGGCGAGCUCGCUGAUA